AUGUCGCCACCUAGCGGCAUCGCGGCCAAACUGCAUCGUCCGCACUCACUCCCCUUCCGUCGCAAACGCUUAGUCCCUCCUGUCGCCCACGCGGAAUCCCCUAGAACAAGCGCGCUCAUUCCCUUCCGUCGCCCACGCUCACUCCCCUUCCAUCGUAUACGCGCACACCCCUCCGUCGCCCACGCUCACUCCCUCCCGUCGCCCACGCUCACUCCCUCCCGUCGCCCACGCUCACUCCCUCCCGUCGCCCACUCUCACUCCCUCCCGUCGCCCACGCUCCCUCCCUUCCCGUCGCCCACGCUCCCUCCCUUCCCGUCGCCCACGCUCCCUCCCUUCCCGUCGCCCACGCUCCCUCCCUUCCCGUCGCCCACGCUCCCUCCCUUCCCGUCGCCCACGCUCCCUCCCUUCCCGUCGCCCACGCUCCCUCCCUUCCCGUCGCCCGCGCUCCCUCCCUUCCCGUCGCCCGCGCUCCCUCCCCAUCCCUCACCUCCCCAUCCAUGCUGCGACGGGGUGGACGCGGGGCAGAGGAGUGUGGGCGUGCAACCUGCCCCAACACCGCUGUCACGGGCUCGUCGUCUAGCUGAGUCGGGGGCGCCCAGUCAUGUCUCGGGUCCUCCUCUCCCUCUUCCCCCUCCUCUCAUUCCUUACUCUACCCCCCCUCCUCUCCCUGGAGGGAGCGGCAGUGGCAGCUUUCCCCCAUCGCACACGCGCACUCCCCUCCGACUCCCACGCUCUCUCCCCUCCGACGCCCACGCUCUCUCCCCUCUCGUCACACACGUGCGCUCUCUCCUCUCCUCCCCGUCCAUCAUCACGCCAUCCCUCAUCUCCCCAUCCCUCAUCUCCCCAUCCCUCAUCUCCCCAUCUCUCAUCUCCCCAUCCCUCAACUCCCCAUCCCUCAUCUCCCCAUCCCUCAACUCCCCAUCCCUCAUCUCCCCAUCCCUCAUCUCCCCAUCCCUCAACUCCCCAUCCCUCAACUCCCCAUCCCUCAUCUCCCCAUCCCUCACCUCUCCGGUCUUCCUCUCCCUCUCCCCUCUCCUCUCAAUUCAACUCCCUGCUCCCUCUCCUCUCCCUCCUCCCUUUUCACUCGCCCCGCCACUCCCGCCGUGCUUCUCCCCCCCCCCCAUUCCGCUUCGCCCCAUUCCGCCCCAUCCCAUUCCGCCUCACCCCAUUCCGCCUCACCCCAUUCCGCCUCACCCCAUUCCGCCCCACCCCCUUCCGCCCCACCCCAUCCCGCCCCACCCCCUUCCGCCCCACCCCAUUCCGCCCCACCCCCUUCCGCCCCACCCCAUUCCGCGCAAUCCCCCUUGUCGCGCACCCUCACUUCCCUCCGUCCUGGAUGAUCACUCCUUCCCGUCGCCCGCGCGCACUUUCCUCGAACGAGCACGCACACUCCCUUCCCGUCGGCCACGCUCACUCCCUUUCCAUCGCCUUCGCGCAAUCCUUCCGUCUCCUCAUCUCCUCCUCUCCCCGUCCCCUCCUCACUUUAUCUCAUCUUCUCCCCUUCCCCCCCUCACCCCAUCUCCUCCUCACCCCAUUCCGCCUCACCCCAUUCCGCCUCCCGUCCUCUCCCCAUCCCCUUUUUCUUACUACCCCUCCUCUCCCUGUCUCUCCUCUCCCCAUCCCUCCUCUCCCCAUCCCUCCUCUUACCAUUCCUCCUCUCCCCAUCCGUCCUCUUACCAUUCCUCCUCUCCCCAUCCGUCCUCUCCCCAUCCGUCCCCUCCCCAUCCGAUCAUCUCCCCAUCCGGUCCUCUCCCCCUCUCCUUUAAGUGUUUCCCACACUGUCCUCGGCCUUGCGGCACCUCCCCAUCCCGUGUGCUUUGCUGCACCGGGGAGCUGCCUGCACCUUCCUGUUUGCUCCGCACUUUACCUCUCCCUCCCCUCCCCCAAUCGCUCUGCGCGGCCUCAUUGCAGGGACUCCUCGCAGGGAAAGAAGGGGAAAGAGAGGAGAGUGAGGCGGAGUAG
Closterium sp. NIES-65 is the source of this 1962-nucleotide messenger RNA. The record is from the annotation of a GenBank genome assembly. NCBI's taxonomy places the organism in Eukaryota, Viridiplantae, Streptophyta, Zygnematophyceae, Desmidiales, Closteriaceae.